AUCAAAUAAAUUGAAUUGAAAAUAAAGUCGGUCAAACCUCGUAAAAUGAACCGGGAAGAACAUUAUAGGACGGAGGGAGUAAUAUUUUUUUAAUGAAUGUAAUUUUUUGUAAUGCACUAGUCUCCUUUUGAUUAUUUUAAAUAAUAAAUUAAUUAAAAUUUAUUAUUUUAAAUUUAGAAAAUAUAUAUUUAAAAAUGUAAAAAAUGAAUGUUUGGAGUCGCUGUUUGAAGCCCCGGGGCUUCAAACCCCUUUUCACUGAAUAUGUGAGAAAAUGCCUCUGAUCUCUUCUGUCUCUCUGCUGCAGCAAAAGGAGUUCAGAAUUUGCUGAAACACGAGGAGGAAUUCAAAGAGUAUUUUUGAAUUUUGAGGAGAUAUUAUUAGGAAGAGGAAAUGAAGGAGUCGAGUGAGAAGAACUGUGUGGACUCGCAGCUAUGGCAUGCUUGUGCCGGUGGGAUGGUGCAAAUGCCUCCAGUGAACUCAAAUGUCUUCUACUUCCCUCAAGGCCACGCGGAGCACGCACUUGCCAGUGUUGAUUUCUCAACGUUGCCUAAAGUUCCAGCCCUGAUUCUCUGCAGAGUUGAUGCUGUGAAAUAUUUGUCUGACCUUGAGACCGAUGAAGUUUUUGCUAAGAUCAGGCUGGUUCCGAUUGGGAACAACAAUGACCGGGACCUCGAUGAUGCAGUGAAAGAAAGCAGUUUGUCUGAAGCAUCUAAUAAACCAACAUCCUUCGCUAAGACAUUGACUCAAUCUGAUGCCAACAAUGGAGGUGGAUUUUCAGUACCAAGGUACUGCGCUGAGACUAUCUUUCCAAGGUUGGAUUAUGCCGCUGAUCCUCCUGUCCAGACAGUGAUAGCCAAGGAUGUUCAUGGGGAAACGUGGAAGUUCAGGCAUAUCUAUCGCGGGACACCAAGAAGGCAUUUGUUAACAACAGGGUGGAGUACUUUUGUGAACCAGAAGAAGCUAGUUGCUGGCGAUUCAAUUGUGUUCCUCAGAGCACACAAUGGAGAUCUUUGUGUUGGAAUCCGCAGGGCAAAAAGGGGAAGCAGCAUUGCCGCUCCUGACUCUUCGUCCAGGUGGAGUAUGGGUUCUCGAAGCUAUAGUGGAUUUUCGAGGGCAGAUGAGAACAAAAGCCAGAUUAAUGGUAGUAAUGGAAACUCGAAUUCUACAACUAGGGGCUUUAGUGAAAGGGGAAGAGUGAGUCCCCAAUCAGUUCUUGAGGCUGCAUAUCUUGCUGCUACUGGGCAGCCUUUUGAAGUUGUCUAUUAUCCACGCGCAAACACACCAGAAUUUUGUGUUAGGGCAUCAUCUGUGAAUUCCUCAAUGGCUGUCAGGUGGUGCUUGGGGUUGAGGUUCAAGAUGGCAUUUGAGACUGAAGAUUCUUCUAGGAUAAGUUGGUUCAUGGGAACAAUAUCUUCUGUUCAAGUUGCUGACCCCAUCCUCUGGCCUUAUUCACCAUGGAGGAUUCUUCAGGUGACAUGGGAUGAACCUGAUUUGCUGCAAAAUGUGAAGCAUGUAAGCCCAUGGCUAGUUGAACUGGUCUCAAACAUGCCCAUGAUUCAUCUUUCACCAUUCUCGCCACCAAGAAAAAAACUGUGUCUAUCACAUGAUUUCUUAAUGGACGGCCAAUUCCCAAUACCGUCAUUUUCAAGCAACCCCCUCGGGUCCUGCAGUGAUUUCUGUUGUCUAUCAGACAACAUUUCUGCAGGCAUGCAGGGAGCCAGGCAUGCUCAAUAUGGAGGACUAUUAACACCAAGUCUCCUUAGAGUUGACACUAAUGGAAAUGUCAAGGCACAACUGGAUGGGGAUAAAAAAAGUAUCUCUUGCUUGCUAAAGGUGGGGAAUGAUUCUACCAAGGAUGAGCUCACGCCUCGAUUCUUGCUCUUUGGUCAGCCAAUACUCACUGAGCAGCAAAUGUCAACACAGAAGAAGAAUUCCAGAAGUGAGAUUCAAUAUGACAGGAAACAUCAUUCAGAAAAUCAAUCAAACCCAGAUACAACUGGUCACUGCAAAGUCUUCAUACAGUGUGAAGAUGCUGGGCUUACACUUGAUCUCUCAAUUCUGAGGUCAUAUGAAGAACUAUACAAAAAACUAGCUGGCAUGUGUGGGAUAGAAAGAUCCAAGGUGCUAAGCUGUGUGGCCUACCGAGAUGCAAUUGGCGUUCUCAAACAACCGGGAAACGAACCAUUUAGUGAGUUCACGAAGAAUGCAAAAAGGUUGGAAAUUGUGAUGAAUCCCAGUAGCAUUGCGGGGAGGAGGUGGGUCACGGGUCUUGCAACUGCCGAACGCGGACUAAAACCAUCGAACCAAGCGGGUGCUCUUGGGAUAUUUGCGUAGCAGCUCAAUAAUAUGUACUGAAGUCCAUACUUUGUGUGGUGCAAAGAUGAAAGGGUAAUUUAUUUGUCCAGUCCUAAGAUGGAUAGAGUUUUUUAUGUGCAUUUUAUCUGAUAAACUUAAAGAUUACCU
This is a messenger RNA of Cuscuta campestris, 2463 nucleotides long. The record is from the annotation of a GenBank genome assembly. Lineage: Eukaryota; Viridiplantae; Streptophyta; Magnoliopsida; Solanales; Convolvulaceae.